CUCCCUUUGAAUUUCUUCUUGAGAGAGAGAGACACCCACUGACACACUCCACAGACCCAUAAAAAGAGAGGUAGAGAGAGAAAGAUCUGUGGAAUUCAAAAUACACAGUGGCCGGCCUUUUAGGGUUAAUCGAUUGUCUUCAUUUUCACGUUCUCCCAGGUAGAGCGAAUCUGUUUUCAGUAGCUUGUUGAAACGCGUUGGAACUCUCUAGAAACUCGUUUUAUAUAUUGGGUCAAGGCCAAACAGGGUGAGAAUUGACAAACAGAAGGAGAUGGGGCGCCCUCGUUGCUUCUUGGAUAUCAGUAUUGGAGGUGAUCUCGAGGGUAGAAUUGUGGUAGAGCUCUAUGACGAUGUGGUGCCUAAAACAGCUGAGAAUUUCAGAGCUCUUUGCACUGGCGAGAAGGGAAUUGGUCCUCAUACGGGUGUUCCUCUUCAUUUUAAGGGGUCGUGUUUCCACCGUGUUAUAAAAGGGUUCAUGGUACAAGGUGGAGAUAUUUCUGCUGGAGAUGGUACUGGUGGAGAGUCUAUCUAUGGCAUGAAAUUCGACGAUGAGAAUUUCGAGGUGAAACAUGAAAGGAAAGGAAUGUUAUCUAUGGCUAAUUCUGGUCCCAACACAAAUGGAUCCCAAUUUUUUAUAAGUACUACUCGCACUUCUCAUUUAGAUGGGAAACAUGUAGUGUUUGGGAAGGUUGUGAAAGGAAUGGGCGUUGUUCGUUCAAUUGAACAUGUUACUACUGGUGAAAAUGAUCGCCCUACUGCGGACGUCGUUAUUGUGGAUUGUGGAGAAAUUCCUGAGGGAGCGGAUGACGGGAUUUCGAACUUUUUCAAUGAUGGGGAUACGUUUCCUGAUUGGCCAGCUGACCUAGAACAGACCCCUAGUGAACUUGAAUGGUGGGUGAAUGCUGUAGAUUCUGUGAAGGUUUUUGGUAAUGAGCAUUACAAGAAGCAAGACUACAAGAUGGCUCUUAGAAAGUAUCGGAAGGCUUUACGCUACCUCGAUAUCUGCUGGGAAAAAGAAGGAAUUGACGAAGAGAAGAGUUCAUAUCUUAGAAAGACAAAAUCACAGAUCUUCACAAACAGUUCGGCUUGUAAGUUGAAAUUAGGGGAUCUAAAAGGAGCGUUGUUGGACACCGAUUUUGCAAUGCGUGACGGAGACAAUAAUGUAAAAGCUUUGUUUCGCCAAGGUCAGGCAUACAUGGCUCUUAAUGACAUCGAUUCCGCUGUCGAAAGUUUCAAAAAGGCAUUGGAUUUGGAGCCAAAUGACGCUGCAAUAAAGAAAGAGCUCGCUGCUGCAAGGAAAAAGAUUGUCGACAGACGUAAUCAAGAAAGAAAAGCAUAUAGCAAGAUGUUCCAGUAGCUAUGAUGGGUUAUGGAGUAGAGAGCUAGAUUUCAUACACAGUUUCACCUGCACGAGAUCAAUCGAUACUUUGAUGACCGAGGGUCGUUAGUGCACUGGUGUUUUAAGAUGUUAAAGCUGGAUGAAACACUCCAUUCAAACAAUUUUGUCCAGAUGAAAUAACCUGAGGUUAAAAUAUACAUUAUUUGUUGUCUUUUAUUCCUCUUUUUAAAUUUUCAUGAAAUUUGGAUGUUCUACAGAGAAAACUUUAGGCUGGUCUGAAUCUAGAAAUCAUUAUGGUUCUUUUUCCCCCUUUUCUGAGCAGGGUUUUAAAAUU
Cucurbita pepo subsp. pepo (vegetable marrow) is the source of this 1673-nucleotide messenger RNA. Its product is annotated as peptidyl-prolyl cis-trans isomerase CYP40. Gene Ontology annotation, biological process: protein peptidyl-prolyl isomerization; protein folding. Gene Ontology annotation, molecular function: peptidyl-prolyl cis-trans isomerase activity; protein binding; cyclosporin A binding. NCBI's taxonomy places the organism in Eukaryota, Viridiplantae, Streptophyta, Magnoliopsida, Cucurbitales, Cucurbitaceae. Gene Ontology annotation, cellular component: cytoplasm. The record is from RefSeq and is a predicted model, not a curated record.